Messenger RNA from Dimorphilus gyrociliatus, 604 nucleotides. The record is from the annotation of a GenBank genome assembly. Lineage: Eukaryota; Metazoa; Annelida; Polychaeta; Dinophilidae.
GAAUGAUAUUGAGGUCAACCUACGUCACUUCCUAUCUUAAAAAUUUCCACUCCUAGCGGUACCGGUACAAGACAAACGUCAAGUUUACUCACUACAUACAUUGAAAAUGUCUCUUCCUCAAUGCUUCUUCGAUAUUGAAAUUGGAGGGAAACCUGCUGGUCGUAUCACGAUGGAACUAAGAUCAGACGUUGUUCCAAAAACAGCUGAAAACUUCCGCGCAUUGUGCACCGGCGAGAAAGGUUUUGGCUACAAGGGCUCCAAAUUCCACAGAGUCAUCCCAAGCUUCAUGUGCCAAGGUGGUGACUUCACCAACCACAACGGCACUGGUGGCAAAAGCAUCUACGGGAACAAAUUCGAAGACGAGAAUUUCGCCCUUAAACAUACAGGAGCCGGAGUUCUAUCCAUGGCCAACGCUGGACCAAACACUAAUGGUUCACAAUUCUUCUUGUGCACCAUCAAGACCGACUGGCUCGAUGGAAAACACGUUGUUUUUGGUAAUGUUAUUGAUGGUAUGGACGUUGUUAAAAAGAUUGAGGCAGAAGGUUCUUCUUCUGGAUCAGUCAAGUCCCCUGUCACCAUCGCUAAUAGUGGUCAACUGAAAUAG